Molecule: messenger RNA, 951 nt
Organism: Carassius gibelio (silver crucian carp)
Lineage: Eukaryota; Metazoa; Chordata; Actinopteri; Cypriniformes; Cyprinidae
Product: alpha-1A adrenergic receptor-like
Exons: 1
Coding region: 1-951 (316 amino acids)
Biological process (GO): neuropeptide signaling pathway
Cellular component (GO): membrane
Molecular function (GO): G protein-coupled peptide receptor activity
Source: RefSeq, a predicted model, not a curated record
AUGGAGGCUCCAGAUUGGAUUGAAUUAUUAAUGCGAGCUUUCUUCUGCUUCACCGGGAUCAUAGGGAACAGUUGGCUGGGUUUGCGCUCUCUGCCCAAAUCUGGAUCUCAGCUUCGGACCGGCGAUGUCCUCUUCGUUAACCUGGCUGUGUCCAAUCUGAUCACGAACUGUCUGGUGGACCUGCCGGAAACCGCAGCGCACUUCGCCAAAUCCUGGCUCACGAGUAAAGAGUACUGCAGCGUGACUCAGUUUUCUCAUGAAAUCUCGGAGACCAGCAGCAUCUUCUCCACUAUGUUCAUCAGCAUGUAUUGGCACCAGAAACUGGUGGGCUCCAUCAGUCGUGGAGGAGCUCCGGUGCAGAUGGAUGAUUUGAGGUUAGUCCGCGUAUUGCUCGCUGGGAGCUGGAUCGUGUCGACUGCAUUCAGUCUCCCACACAUCUUUAUCGCAGAACACAACGCUAACGAGAGUUCAGAGGUUUGUAAAGAAUGUUUCGCAUCACCUGUAGCCAAGCAGACGUUUGAUGGUGUGUAUCUCACACUGGCUAACGUCGUUCCAAUCAUUGGGAUAACUUAUGCCACCGUUCAGAUCGUCUUAACGCUCCUUCGGAGUCAAAAACGACUUAAGGAUCUCUCUGGGAAUGGAACAAACUCUCAACAUCCAUCUGUAGACCAAAAACUGCAAGCAGAACGCAGCACAGAAGAAAGAUCUCCGCAGCUGAGAUCCAAUCAGUCCUCGAGUAGCCAAGUUCGAGCUGCCAAAAGUGUGGUUGCAGUCGCCACCAUCUUCAUCUUCUGCUGGUUUAUUCACCUUGUGCUCCGCAUCUACAGCAGCUUCAGAAACUCCAUCCUCGCUGUGAAACUCACCAAUUUUAUAGGAGCUUCAUAUGUCUGUUUCGUCCCGUAUGUCUAUUUGCACGGCAUGAAGAAACUCAACUGCGGUAAGAAUUGGUGA